Molecule: messenger RNA, 693 nt
Organism: Camellia sinensis
Lineage: Eukaryota; Viridiplantae; Streptophyta; Magnoliopsida; Ericales; Theaceae
Source: RefSeq, a predicted model, not a curated record
AUGGCGAGCCUUGUUAGUGAAAAAAUUCAAGGUUCAGUGAUAAACUCCCUCCAAGGACUUAGCUUGGGAGGGUUAUGGCUCUGGAUUGAAGAAGCACUACCUUUGUGGAGGAUUAACGAGUCCAAUUUUCACUUUAGACUCUGUAACAAGAAAUUCAUGGGAUUGCAAAGUUCCAAAAAGGGAUCCUACAUUGUACCUGUUUCAAAAAAACCUGGUAGAUCAGAAACGUUUCAGAUUUUGAAGUAUAAUCAUCGUUCAACCCGUAUUCGAAUCAAAGCACCUAACGGUUUUUUCUUACAGGUAAACAAAGAGGGGCAUGUGACAGCUGAUUCCAAAGGGGAUGGCGGAUGGGGAGAUGAUGAUCCAUCUGUUUUUGAGAUGAAAAUUGGGAGGCAAUUCGAUGGCGAGUUUCAAGUGACCAAUGGUUAUGGCAAAUUGGCACCAAAAGUUAUGAGGGAGCACUGGAACACUUUCAUAACAGAAGACGAUUUCAAGUUCAUGUCAAGCAAUGGAAUCAACACUGUGAGAAUUCCAGUGGGGUGGUGGAUAGCUUUCGAUCCAACACCCCCAGCGCCAUAUGUUGGAGGAUCCUUAAAAGCCUUGGACAAUGCCUUCUCGUGGGCACGAAAAUAUGGCAUGAAGGUUAUAAUCGACCUACACGCUGCACCGGACAUCCUAGUUUCCUUUAUCUGA